Messenger RNA from Adelges cooleyi (spruce gall adelgid), 1027 nucleotides. RefSeq lists its product as uncharacterized. The record is from RefSeq and is a predicted model, not a curated record. The coding region runs from base 163 to 897 and encodes 244 amino acids. NCBI's taxonomy places the organism in Eukaryota, Metazoa, Arthropoda, Insecta, Hemiptera, Adelgidae. The transcript is spliced from 11 exons.
AUAUACUGUAAGAUUAUUUGGUUUCACUGUUUAUAAAAGUCUAUCCACACGUCUCAAGAAAAUCACUUUAAAACAAAUUGUUCAGGUUAAUAUUUUACAUAUUGAUCCCAUCGUUACAUUAACUUACUAAAGUAAUACCGACCAGUUUCCAAGAUUAUCAAAAUGAAACUUAUAUAUGUUAUAGCAUCAUUUGCCAUGGUAAACUUUUGUGUUGCUGUAUUAGAUAAACAUACUAAGAAGGUUAUCCAAACAAACAUCCAUAUACAGCUGGUAGAAGAUCACCUGCCAAAAAUAAUGAGAAAAGUUAUUCUUGACAAGCAGCAAAAAAGGAAAAACAUGGAGCUAUUAACUCUGUGGUUUUCAGCACCGGAAAGACCAAUCGAGAGCCUAACGAUAAUGAAUUUGUUAAUAGCUCAAACUGACCAUAGUGAGGAGUUGGCACGUUUGCAGGCAUUCUUGCAAAAUGAGAUAAAGGAAAUAACAGAAAUCAAGGAACCUCGAAUACCCAAAUACGCGCCUUAUGAAAACCUCACUCUGGAAAAAUUGGGAGAAGAUAGAAGAGAAUUAACUUUAGUGGCUGUAAAAAAAUUAAUAAAUUCUACGUUAGAUGGUAAAGACCUCGACUUUAAUGAAAGUUAUCCAGGUUUUGGCAAUUAUUGUCGGUUAUUAGGAUUGUUCAAGUCGAUUGAAAACCCAGGGUCAUAUGUAUAUUCCGCUGAAGUCGAAGAUAUAAGAAAUCAAAAUACUGGUUUAGUCGAAAAAAGACAGUGUGUUAUAAAAGCUGUAAACGCCGGUGAAAUCAGAUACGAAUACUUAGGUGGACAACUUUGGCAACUUCAAUUCAAUGAUAGUGGUCCUCCAUAUUAUUCACUUGCUUCUCAAACACUAUAUUGUUGAUCAGAUAUAAUAAUAAUAGCUUGUUUUGUAGUACUGUUAAUAUUAUAGAAAAAUAAUUUUUCAUACCUUCAAAAUUGUCAACACAUUUAUUAAAUUAAAAAAUACACAGUUUUAAUCACGAUUAGAAAAA